CCGUAGAUCACCGACAUAUUGUUUGUGUGGAGCAAAUUCUGGAAGACAAGGAGAGUGUUGAGAUUACAGCUUUGCCAUUACCAGUCAAAACAAAACGUUUAUCUUUAAAGAAAGCACGAUGGAGUCCUCAGCGAGUCCUGCAAAGGAUAAUUUCAGGAUGAACCGCUACAAGAACAAAGCACUCAAUCUGGAGGAGAUGCGUCGGAGAAGAGAAGAGGAAGGCAUUCAACUGAGGAAACAGAAGAGAGAGCAACAGCUGUUUAAGAGGAGAAAUGUGGAGCUAGGUGAAGAAGGUGGAAUGUUCGACAGUCCGCUCAUGGACUCCUACGUCACAUCCACCACAGCUUCAGAUGGAGUGAUCACAAGAGAUAUGGUUGAAAUGCUCUUCUCAGAAGAUCCUGAACUGCAACUGGUCACAACACAGAGGUUCAGAAAACUGCUCUCCAAAGAACCAAACCCACCUAUUGACGAGGUGAUAAGCACACCAGGGAUUGUGAACAGAUUUGUCGAGUUCCUUCAAAAAAGUACCAAUUGCACAUUACAGUUUGAGGCUGCUUGGGCACUGACAAACAUCGCAUCCGGAACAUCACAGCAGACGAAGUUUGUGAUUGAGGCUGGUGCUGUUCCCGUCUUCAUCGAGCUUCUCAACUCUGAGUUUGAAGACGUAGAGGAGCAGGCUGUUUGGGCUUUGGGGAAUAUUGCGGGAGACAGUGCCGUGUGCAGAGAUUAUGUGCUAAACUGUAAUAUCCUUCCACCUCUACUAAUGCUGCUGACCAAAUCAACACGUCUUACAAUGACCAGGAAUGCUGUGUGGGCCUUGUCCAACCUCUGCAGAGGCAAAAGUCCACCCCCAGAGUUUGAAAAGGUGUCUCCAUGCCUGCCUGUGCUGUCCCGUCUGUUGUUCAGCAGUGAUCCAGACCUGCUGGCUGAUGCCUGCUGGGCUCUGUCCUAUCUCUCGGAUGGACCCAACGAGAAAAUCCAGGCAGUUAUUGAUUCAGGGGUCUGCAGGAGGCUGGUGGAACUGCUCAUGCAUUCGGAUUACAAGGUAACCUCUCCUGCUCUGCGUGCUGUUGGAAACAUUGUGACAGGAGAUGACAUUCAGACGCAGGUGGUGUUGAACUGCUCCGCUCUCCCCUGCCUCUUGCACCUGCUCAGCAGCGCCAAGGAGUCCAUCAGGAAGGAGGCCUGCUGGACCAUCUCCAACAUCACAGCAGGAAACAGAGCCCAGAUUCAGGCGGUAAUAGAUGCAAACAUCUUCCCCAUCCUGAUAGAAAUCCUACAGAAAGCAGAGUUCCGCACCAGGAAGGAGGCGGCGUGGGCGAUCACUAAUGCCACAUCAGGUGGCACGCCCGAGCAGAUCAGGUAUCUGGUGAAUUUAGCCUGCAUUAAACCUCUGUGUGAUCUGUUGACGGUGAUGGACUCUAAGAUCGUGCUGGUGGCUCUGAAUGGACUGGAGAACAUUCUCAGACUGGGCGAGCAGGAGGCCAAACAGAAUGGCAGUGGCAUCAACCCUUACUGCAGUCUUAUAGAGGAGGCAUAUGGGUUGGACAAGAUCGAGUUCCUACAGAGUCACGAAAAUCAGGAGAUCUACCAGAAAGCUUUUGACCUCAUUGAGCACUACUUUGGCGUAGAGGAGGAAGAUGCCAGUCUGGCCCCACAGGUGGAUGAGAACCAGCAGCAGUUCCUUUUCCCCCAUCAGGAGGCCCCCAUGGAGGGCUUCCAGCUAUAAUCAGCCUUCAGACUCUUCCCAGCCACCCCCUUACCUUUACACCCUUCCCUGCACCCCAUACCGGUACUAAAACAUACAUCUGAAACACUCGGAGCACAACGAUUGACAUCUGGGUGAACCAAAUUGGCGAGCCGUGACACAGACAGGUUUAUUUAGACACUGAGGUGUGUUUCAGGCAGAGGAACCUUUCCACUGCCUCGUCACACUCGAGAGGUUCAUGAGCUGGAUUUUUUUUUUUUUUGAUGAUGAUGAUAAAGCUUAAUAACCUUCCCACUCGGGUAGAAAUCCUGGCACUGUGUCAUUGUUUGGAGGAGGUAUGCUUCAGUUUUUUCCCCUUUCUCUGAAAGAUGAGAGAAUUGUUUACUCAUCCAAUCAAAAUUGGUAAAACAAAAUCCUGGUCUUCAUACUUUUUUUCUUUUGAUCCUGGGUUGGCUUUCAUUAAGUUUUGCAUUGUAGAAUUCCUUCAUUUUGUUCAUAUUUCAUGUCCUGGUAAUUAAACAAACCUGGUUGUGUUUGAAAUGCCCAUGCUUUAUAGACGAAACUCCAAAGUGGUAUCUGUGGAUGCGUUUUUUUCCUUUUUUUUUUUUUUUUUUUAGGAUUUAAGCACUCUUCAUAGACUUUAGCUGUUUCAUUUCUCUUAUUAUUAGUAUUCAUUGACUUUAUAAUUUCAGACAAUGAUGGGUAUGCAAAUGACACAGUUUAGGCAGAGUUUAUUUGAUGUGGUGGAGGGUGGUAUUGAAGUAAUCUAGGUAUUUUAGUAAAGGAUUAUCCUAAUAUAAGAAGUCAUUAAUGUAAAAGGGGUAGUUCAACUAAAAAUGUUAAUUCUGUCAUUUACUCACCCUCAUCAACAUUAUUCCUUGAACUCAAAAAAAGAGAUGUCAUAGGGCUUUGAUUUGAUAUGAGGGUGAGUAAACGAUGACUGAAUUCUCAUUUCUGUAAGCUAAGGUGAUUAAUGGGGCCCAGAGAGCCUCUUAAAGAUGAUGCCCAGUUUACUUUUUUACCAGUCUGAGGUGAAUAUCUAGUUGUAGGCCGUUCGUGGUGUGCAGUGUUAUGAAUAACUACUCUUUUGAUCUGAAGGCUUUAAUUAUGAAAUGUGAUCUGGGAGAAAUAAGCACAUAUCUGAGGGCCAGGGUGACACACUUGAUGGUUGGUGUGUGGUCACGCACGAGAGUCUUUAUUCUGUUUUUCUUUGUCAUUAUUUGGAACAUUGCACUAUUGGGUGGUUCUGAUAGUGUCAAGGUGUUUGUUUUGUGCAACCCUCAGAAUGUGCAUGUUUGGGUUUUGCAUGGUGUUCUAUUGGUAUACCAACUAUCAUUUAUUGUAUGCCUUGCCAGAUCUUCUAAACAACUCAUUGAACUCAUUUGCCAGUAGUCGUAUAGUUUGCGAGGUGUUUAAGGUUAAGGUUUUGUAGUUUUGCAGUUGCCACAGGUAUGGCAAGGAAUACAAAUUUAAAUAAGAAAAUAUAUUGGCAAAAAAUAUAUAUGAAUGUUAUAUUUGCACACAAAGACCAGCAUACACUUCACAAAGACGUACACAUACAGAUUCAAGCAUAAAACCAAGGGGAAAAUGACUUCCAUAAUCUCCAAACAUCUGUAUCUUUUGUUUUUUAGACAUUUCAUGUUAUUCUAUUUUUUGGCACUUUGAGUUAAUGCACUAAAAGCCUAAUUUAAAAUGGUAACCUGCUGAGAAAAAGACCUUUUCCAAACAAACAUGGCUUGGUUAAUUUCCCUAAGGAAACACUUGAUGUAGGACUGAAUAACGGCUGUGGAUUUUAGACAGGGGGCAUGAAAAAGUUUGAAUAUUAAACUAUACCUCCAGCCUUUUAAGAAAUUUACUGUAGUUUGCGUCUUGUAGGAAAUAUAAACCUGUGGGUAAACUUUUCAUGCCAUUAUGGAAGCAUUUUACCUCUACCUCCAUAAUACACUGACUGGGUGCUUUUCCGAGUGAAUGCUAGGAGUUAUUUGAUUUGGAAUGAGGCCUGUAUCUAUGAAAUCAUAGUAAGACAUAGACAGAUGAUGUUUGAGGGGAAGGAAAGAGAUUAGUUGUUUGCUCACAUCAUCUGAUCUUUAGAGGAGUGACUUUCUGGUUUUGGUGCAGUUCUUUUGUACUAUAUUUUGAUUAACUAUUAUGAAGUUGGAUUAAAAUGAUUGUUCUUUGAUAAGAUGCCAAUCCAGAGUGAUUCAUAGUCAGACUGCAGCUUUCCAUACUUUAUUUUGGUUCGAUAACCUUUUUGAAAAUGGACAUUUGAUCACAACUUUGUUCUGAAAAUACCUCUCUACAUUGUUAUAAUAUCUGAUGUAUUUUCACACAGGGUUUUUUAAUCAGUUAAAACCCUGGUUCCACGUAAUACUAGAUUAUAUUUGCUGCAUUUACAGGAAAUCCAUCUCAGCACAAGGAUGGUACAGUUCAGCUUUCCGUACACAUCAGAUAAAUAGGAAAAAUAAAUGCUUAUCAAAUAUGUAAGGGUCUAUAAUACCACUGGGUGAGUUCAUAUCAAGUUGAUAAUAACAAAUAAAAAAAUAACUCUCAAUGUAAAUGCACUCCUAUUCACAAAAGUGCCAAUCAGACCAACAAAGACAAGAGGCUGAUUCGUAUCAAUCUGUCUUUGUUUUUUUUGUUUUUUGUUUGUUUUUUAUUUACUUGAAUGUGCACAUUUUGUGCAAAUAUUGCUGCUCUAUUUUCUUAUAAAUUAGAGGUUACAUUGUCUGCCACAGUUUCAUUAGAAAUGUCUGUUCUGCUAUUUGUACACCAAAUUGGUUAAAAAAUGCAUAAUUUAUUGUGCUGGACUGAUCCAUACUGUUAAACCAAGGCCAAUGCAAUGUUCAAAUACUGUUUCAGUGUGUAAUGUUUGCUUAGCUUGUUACCUUUUGGAAAUAGUUUUACUGGCACAGAGGAACUGAGAAGGAUAAAAAUGAUUGAAGGAGAAACUCCAUACAUUUGUUUUCCUUGCCCUUGUUGAAAUCUUUGUGUGUUUGCUGGCCAUGUAGACCCAACUGUGUUGUCCCAGGUCUGACUUCCCUUUGUGACUAAUCUUAACACAAGAACAGCAGUUAGACAAAAAAAAAAAAAAAAAAAAAAAACUUUUAUCAUUUCAGGCCUUUUUGGCCGACUAUUGUUCUCAUUUAUGGACAUUGCUUUAAGAAGCCAAAAGAUUUUUCAAAAACAAAUCUGUGUCAUACAAUCGACUUGUCUCUGUGAAUUACAUUUAAAUAAGAAGUUCAGUGACUACAUUGUUACAUUGGCACAAUUUAAAAUUGCAGUCCUGGCAUUGUCCUUUACUCAUUAAAAAUAACUUCUGAGAAGUGCAGAACACAAUACAAUAGGGCUGCAAGUAAUCAAAAUUGGGUCUUUAUGGUCUUCGUCCUAGAUCUUGUAGAUGUUGAAAAUGAAAUCUUGAGACUUUUUGUCUCAUCCCAACCUGAAGCCAAUGCAUAAGACUUGGCUGUGUUUAGUGAUGCUGACUCACCUAUGUUUACAAAGCUACAUGUUUAAGUACUUUUCAUACAUGAUAUUGAGACUUGCCCAGGUGAAUCCUGGUUCUCUCAUUUCAUUCUUUUUAAAUGUAUUUAUAUUUAAAUGCCCCCCCCACCCCCACCCCCCAAUUGCCCAUCUUAUACUGUGACUGACUUGACUCAACCGACGAUAUGAAUGAGCGACUGUCACACAAACUUCUACAUUAACAAUUCUGAACAAAUGUCUAAGUAUUUUUUGUCCAGAUACAAAUAAAAUUAUUAAAACAUUAA
This is a messenger RNA of Myxocyprinus asiaticus (Chinese sucker), 5472 nucleotides long. Its product is annotated as importin subunit alpha-7-like. NCBI's taxonomy places the organism in Eukaryota, Metazoa, Chordata, Actinopteri, Cypriniformes, Catostomidae. Gene Ontology annotation, cellular component: nucleoplasm; cytoplasm; nucleus. Bases 119 to 1729 code for a protein of 536 amino acids. Gene Ontology annotation, biological process: NLS-bearing protein import into nucleus. The record is from RefSeq and is a predicted model, not a curated record. Gene Ontology annotation, molecular function: protein binding; nuclear import signal receptor activity. The transcript has 14 exons.